CGCGCGUGAACUCUCAAAAGCAGAGAGCGAUUCCUCUCUGUCUCAUUGCUGCGCUCUGUUUCUCCUCACUUCUCUCCUCUUCUCUGCGUUUACAAAAACAGAACGCUACAAAAAAGCCCCUAAAAAAAAAAAUCCUCAGAUCUUAAGUAUCGAAUGGAAAAGUGGCAGAGAGUCCAGAAACCGCCGGUUAGCCGCGGGUACGAUUACCCUUCGUUUUCGUCUACCUUGCUCGACUCCAUUUACCGAUCAAUCGACGAUGAAACUAACUGCAGAGCACCAGAUCCACCAGCAACCAAGAAAAAACAGAGCAACACAGACCUCAAAUGGUCCCCACCGGUGACCCGACUCAGGACACCCCGCGGAGCGCCGGAGCAAGCUAAGAAGCACGCGCCGGCGGUGACCAGACCUCAUCACUUCCGGUCAACAACUUCGAGCUCAUCCGAUAGCUCGAGCUAUGGCGGAUUCUCCUCAUCGGAACCCGAAUCCGCAACUGCAAACCCUAACCGGCUCAAACCGAUCCGAACCGUCCGUGCCCCCACCCCGCCGCCGAUCUCCAUCCCGCUGCAGCCGGAGAAGAAGAAGAAGAAUCUCACUCAAUCCGUAGCAAAUUCCGCGAUCUGAAGAAAUCGCAGAUCGCCGACCUCGCCGGCGGCGAGGCUGGCGAGCUUCCUCAACUCUAUCUUCACCUCCUCGACUGCGGGAAGCGGCUCGGAAGCAGAAGAUCGCCGCCCGCCGGCGAGGAAUCGGCUUGCCUCGACGGCGUCGUCGUACUCGCGAUCUUGUCUCGUGAAGACGCCGUCGACGUCGCGAUCACGCCGAUAAGAGGUCUGUAAGGUUCGCGUGCGGUUGACGGCGGGAACGGGCGGCGGGGAGUCGAAGA
Asparagus officinalis (garden asparagus) is the source of this 880-nucleotide messenger RNA. RefSeq names its product protein BIG GRAIN 1-like. NCBI's taxonomy places the organism in Eukaryota, Viridiplantae, Streptophyta, Magnoliopsida, Asparagales, Asparagaceae. The record is from RefSeq and is a predicted model, not a curated record. Gene Ontology annotation, biological process: auxin-activated signaling pathway.